AUGCUAAGAACUGUCUUCAACAAACCAUCAGUGUUGAAAUCUGGAGUUAACUCGAUUACAAAGCAAUGCCGUUCUCUUCACGCAAAUGCUUACUUGUUGAACAAGGGCAACAGCAACGGUGCUGAGGGCCAAGAUGACGAUGUCACGGUGAGAAUCAGAAUCCCACCUAUCAAGAGAACCGGCGAGUCUCUAGACAAGAAGCGUGCUAGAUUAAUUUAUCAGUCCAGAAAGAGAGGUAUUCUGGAAACAGACUUACUUUUGUCACGUUUUGCUGCUAAGUAUUUAAAGGAAAUGACCCCAGAACAACUAGAAGAGUACGACCAGUUGUUGAACGAACUAGAUUGGGAUAUCUACUACUGGGCCACAGAAAACUAUUCCAUUACACCUCUUCCUGACAGAUGGAAGAACUCCAAUAUUCUAAAACAAUUGCAAGAGUUCAGUAAGAACAAGGAUCGUGAAAUCCUAAGCAUGCCUGAUCUUUCCAAAUACUGA
Messenger RNA from Kluyveromyces lactis, 492 nucleotides. It is a transcript of the gene SDH5, whose product is annotated as succinate dehydrogenase assembly factor SDH5. The record is from RefSeq and is a predicted model, not a curated record. Gene Ontology annotation, cellular component: mitochondrion. The transcript has a single exon. The coding region runs from base 1 to 492 and encodes 163 amino acids. Gene Ontology annotation, biological process: mitochondrial respiratory chain complex II assembly; mitochondrial electron transport, succinate to ubiquinone; tricarboxylic acid cycle. NCBI's taxonomy places the organism in Eukaryota, Fungi, Ascomycota, Saccharomycetes, Saccharomycetales, Saccharomycetaceae.